Messenger RNA from Gadus morhua (Atlantic cod), 598 nucleotides. RefSeq names its product ribosomal protein S24 (gene rps24). Gene Ontology annotation, cellular component: ribosome. The transcript has 7 exons. The coding region runs from base 100 to 501 and encodes 133 amino acids. Gene Ontology annotation, biological process: translation. Gene Ontology annotation, molecular function: structural constituent of ribosome. The record is from RefSeq and is a predicted model, not a curated record. NCBI's taxonomy places the organism in Eukaryota, Metazoa, Chordata, Actinopteri, Gadiformes, Gadidae.
CAAAUAAACGUGUACCAAUAACAUUCUCCACAGGCAUUUCACUGGCUGUCCGCUGGUCCUUCCUCCUUUUCUACUUCCCUGAGCAAGGCCAACGCCAAGAUGAAUGACACAGUGACUGUCAGGACCCGGAAAUUCAUGACGAACCGGCUGCUCCAGAGGAAGCAAAUGGUCGUCGAUGUCCUGCAUCCUGGCAAGGCCACAGUCCCAAAGACUGAAAUCAGGGAGAAACUAGCAAAAAUGUACAAGACCACUCCCGAUGUGGUCUUUGUCUUUGGCUUCAGGACCCAGUUCGGAGGUGGCAAGACUACAGGCUUCGCCAUGGUCUACGACUCGUUAGACUACGCCAAGAAGAACGAGCCCAAGCACAGACUGGCCAGACAUGGUCUGUACGAGAAGAAGAAGUCCUCCAGGAAACAGCGCAAGGAGCGAAAGAACAGAAUGAAGAAAGUACGAGGCACCAAGAAGGCGGCUGUGGGGGCUGCUGGCAAAAAGAAGAAAUGAGUGGUCAAUUCCAGUGAUCCAAGAAAACCGGAGGCUCUUCAUGCUAAAGAUGUUCUUGUAUAUUGUCAUCAAAUAAAAUGUUUGGGAAAAAACAAUC